AUGGAGGCCGCGGCGGCGACUGCGCUCCCGGUCACAGCGGCGGCGGCCGUCCCAAGGAGUGAACCAGGAUUGCGCUCCCGGUCACAGCGGCGGCGGCCGUCCCCGCUGCCGGGAGGGUCCCAUCGCGUGCUCCCAGGUCCCGUAGUGUCCCUCUGUCUCGUCCGCGCCGGCAUCCAUGGCUCCCUCCGCCUCGUCCGCGAUGGACCCGCCGUGCAGGAGACAAAGGCUGCGGCGGUGGCGCGGGUGGCCGCGGGUGGGCUAACGGCGUGGCCGUGCGGGUCAUCAAGAUGUUGCCACGGAGUUCUUCAGCCUCUCGUCGUCCUUCCCUUGCUCAUGGAGCGGCAGAGGCAAGGAAGCCUAGCAGGCAAUCAAGUGUUUAGUAUUUUGUCAUUUGACUUGCAGGUUGCUGCUGAUAAGGGAAUGUUCACUUUCCUGGUAAACAUACAAAGCCUUGUCUAUUUGAUUUAUGGCAACACAGCCUUACGUUCUUUGUGCUUUGACUUCAGAAGCACCAUGGUCCAUGGGAAUUACUACGAGAGAUUUUGUCAAACUCCAGUUAGUACUUUGGCAGUGAAGCAUAACUUGCUUGUUACUGGUGGGUUUCAUACGGUUGCAUAG
Molecule: messenger RNA, 618 nt
Organism: Miscanthus lutarioriparius
Lineage: Eukaryota; Viridiplantae; Streptophyta; Magnoliopsida; Poales; Poaceae
Source: the annotation of a GenBank genome assembly